This is a messenger RNA of Aethina tumida (small hive beetle), 615 nucleotides long. RefSeq names its product 40S ribosomal protein S19. The transcript has 3 exons. The coding region runs from base 114 to 581 and encodes 155 amino acids. Gene Ontology annotation, molecular function: structural constituent of ribosome; RNA binding. Lineage: Eukaryota; Metazoa; Arthropoda; Insecta; Coleoptera; Nitidulidae. The record is from RefSeq and is a predicted model, not a curated record. Gene Ontology annotation, cellular component: ribosome; cytosolic small ribosomal subunit. Gene Ontology annotation, biological process: ribosomal small subunit assembly; translation.
AAUAAAAUUUUAAAUUAUUCAAGUUUCCCGCGUCUCGUUAUAGGGGGUGUUCUGCAUUACCGGUACAAACCGAUUUCCUUUUCCGCUUGUCGACGAAUGACAACAGACAGAAAAUGCCUUCCGUAACUUUGAAAGACGUGGAUCAACACAAAUUUGUUAAGGCUUUCGCCUCUUUCUUAAAAAAAUCUGGUAAACUCCGUGUACCAGAAUGGGUGGACAUCGUGAAAACCUCCCGCGCUAAAGAAUUAGCCCCAUACGACCCUGACUGGUUCUACGUCAGAUGUGCUGCUGUCGUCAGACACAUCUACAUCAGGUCCCCCAUUGGUGUGGGCUCAGUUACCAAGAUCUUUGGUACCCGUAAACGUAAUGGCACCAAACCCUCCCACUUCUGCCGCUCCGCCGGAAAUAUUGGACGCAAGGCUCUGCAGAGUUUGGAAGCCCUUAACCUGAUCGAAAAGUCAGUUGAUGGUGGUAGGAAGUUGACACAACAAGGCAGAAGGGAUCUGGACAGAAUUGCUGCCCAAGUUAAAGCCAAGGAACGCAAAGCACUGAAAGCUGGUGGUGUACUUUCUUUGCAGUAAGGUUAUGUAUAAAUAAAACAUUUAAUAUAACUUU